Physcomitrium patens is the source of this 2005-nucleotide messenger RNA. RefSeq lists its product as uncharacterized. NCBI's taxonomy places the organism in Eukaryota, Viridiplantae, Streptophyta, Bryopsida, Funariales, Funariaceae. The record is from RefSeq and is a predicted model, not a curated record.
AACUGAAUUUGGCAUUAGGAACUGAUCGGAAAUAACCAACAAUGUUGGGUGCAUUCUCUCGAAGCACAGAUAGCAUGUGCAGAAAAUGCCUGGUCAAUGUGAGUCAUUUCUCUGUGUUGGAUGUGCAUGGGCCACGAGUGAGUGCAGUCGUUUGUAGACUCAGCAUGGGGGGUUUUCUAAGUCUGGUCCUUGAUAUUACGAAGCCUGGGUCCGAAGCGGCGCUCGACGGUGGUGGACUUGUCUCGAUUCCUACAGCAGAUUCUAGCAUCUGUGGAAGCAUCUCCUCCACCGACCUUGAAACAAUUCUUGCCCAGUUUCCAAAAGCAGGGAAUUGAAAAUUGACACCAGUUUCUAAUGAAAGUAUUUGUGUGUUUGUUUUGAUAUUUUUUUCGUCCCGAGAAUAAGAGUUGGGUGAGCUGUUGGAACGGCACGUGGAUACUAGUUUCGCAGGCCUGUUGGAAAUGUCCAUAUGGGUGCGGUAUCACCUGGUAUAUGUUACAGAAAUUAAGUCCCGCUGUUCUCCGAAAAGGCAACAGCGCUACAGUUGUCGUAGCCGACUCCAGCUCGCACCUUGUCGACAACGAGGAAGAGCAACCUGUGGAAGAAACAGGCAACUCAAGUUGAAUAAUUCCAGUCCAUUCGGUGCACAGUGUAAUUUUAGCAAGGUUUUGUGAAUUAUGAUUUGUCCUUGUAUUUGUUUGAAGUCAGCUCACACUAGUCGGAUGGGUUUCCGGGAGGUUUGGUUGAAUGCGCAUUGCUGACAUCCUCAAUGCGCAAAACUAGCACUGACCAUGCAGAAGAUUCAUCACGUUGGUCAUUGACCUACACAAAUCAACUCCCACAACUCAAGCGGAAAGGAGCGAUGUGCAACCCCUCCACACCGAUCCUCCCGACGUUUUUUUCAUGUUGAGGCGACAUCUGCCCACCGGUUGGGGUGGCAAUGUCUCACAGGCGAUGGCGUCACGGCCACUGGGUGUCUGAAUUUAGUAACAGGCAUCGUCAAGUAGACCCAGGAACUCUCUGGAAUUGCAGCCAUGGCAGUUGCACGAGGAAAAGGGUUAGCCACGCCCAUGUUGGUCCUCAACAUGUGCUUGUAUCUGGUGGCCGCCAUUUUGGCAGGCUGGGCAUUGAACAGCAAGUUCGACGCGGGCAUGGACUGCAAUCUCUGCCGCUCUUCUCUUUUAAGUCCAGGAUCCGGAAGGUCCAUCGUCCACUUCAAGCUUCUCCAGAGACUUGGCUGCAAUUCAAGCCCAACUCCGACACACCUCCACACCGAUCGUCACUACCGGCCAGCCCUCGACCCAACCUGCGACUGCAGAUGAGCCGAUUGAAUACCCUCCGUCGCAGGUCGGCAUCGAUAACCAUUGUCUUCGAUGGCUCCUCUUCGCAUUCAUUUUCGAAUGGUAGCGAGGUAGGCAAGCCACAUCCAGAGCUCAAAGUCCAUUCGUUCCUCCUGCCAUGCCAUCUAGAUAUCGCAACUGUUGCAGUCGGUGACCGUUUCCAUCACCAUCAACGCCUGCAUUUUUCGCCAGUUGUCGAUGCUUUCUUCCGAAGCUGUUGCUCAUCUGUGGGUCUUGCCCACGCAGCCUUCGUUGAGUAGAUUUAUGGCCGAGGUCCUCGCCCCAACAAACUGCCACCAUCCUCGCAGCAGCUGCUCUUGUUGAUGUUGCGUUGCGAGGUUUUGUCUCGAACAUGUAAAGGCAGUUUGUUUGUUUCACUCUGUUUUCAUUUAUUUAUAAUUAGUUGUAUUUUAAGAUCCUCUUUUGUCUUCGGUCAUCAGGGUGCUUCUAAAGCCCAGAAAGGCUUCACUUUGUCCAUUCCAUUGUCUUGUUUUGGCUUUGGAAUAGAGAGUUCACAUCGUUUUGUUACAUUAAAAUUGAAUAGCAUUUGAGUGUUCGGGGAUGAAGUAGGAAGCAUUUGUUGUGAGAGAGAUGAAGUUUUAUGGUUUUGGACGUAUCAGUUUGAAUAUUUUGAUGGUAUAGUAACAAAAAUUGUUUGUGAAUUA